Molecule: messenger RNA, 1086 nt
Organism: Phytophthora sojae
Lineage: Eukaryota; Oomycota; Peronosporomycetes; Peronosporales; Peronosporaceae
Exons: 6
Coding region: 1-1086 (361 amino acids)
Biological process (GO): activation of GTPase activity
Molecular function (GO): GTPase activator activity
Source: RefSeq, a predicted model, not a curated record
AUGCCCGCCGACUGGUUCGCGACGUCGGGCGCGCGCGAGCUCCGGGACAACAGCGCGCUCGACUACCGCGAGUACGUGCGCCGCAGCGAGCAGUGCGCGUCUCCCCAGUUCGAGGAGGAUCUGCGCCAGAUCGAGCUGGAUCUGCCGCGCACGGGCGAGUCCAUGCGCCUCUUCCUGCUGCGGCCCGAGGAGCGCGAGGCGCUGGACGAGGACGAGGAGCUGCCGCCUCAAGUGACGAAGCGAUUCCUCCCCCUCUUGAGGAAUAUACUCGCGGCCUACAGCGUGAGAAACCCUCGUGUGGGCUACGUGCAGGGCCACGCAGACGUGCUCUGCUUCUUGCUGGGGAACGUCAAUGAGAAGAGGGACGAGGAGGAAACGUUCUGGGUCUAUGCCAGUGUCGUCGAGAGAGUGUUUCCUGACGACUUUUUCGCACGGACACCGAAGCUGCACGGGUUUCAAGUGGACUGCAAAUUGUACCACGAGCUAGUCGUGAGGAAGCUGGUGCCACAUUACCCUAUACUGGCUAAGGCGGACUUGCCGCUAGUGGCAACGCUGCUGUCUUGCAAAUGGUUCGUCUCCCUCUGGGUCGGCGAGCUGCCCCUUCCGUUGCUGUACGAGGUAUGGGACACCAUGCUUCGAGAAGAUGACGGCACCAUACUCCAUUUACUGGUUGCACUGCAUUUUUUUCGCCUUGCGAUGGACGAGAUUCAACUCCACAUGGAAAUGGAGCAGUGGGACUCAAGUUAUAUCUACAAGAUCAUUAUGAACCAGUGCCAAACGGCCACUGAGAUUUCUCCACACGAGUUGCUUCAGCAGGCCCGGACCCUCUACGGCUUUAAAGAUGAGUCUGUGGAAGACAUGAGAGCAGCGAUUCGCCGGCUACCUCAGCUGCGCAAAGCGGAAUUCGCCGUUCUUGCUAAGCAGACGCACUUCAGCCACUUGGAGAUGGAGCGGCUGCAGGACGAGUUUACAUUUCUUCGCUUUCAACGGAAGAUCUGUGGCCGAUCCAAGUUGCGAGGUUUACGACAAGAAGAGUUGGAGGGAAUACUGUCGAGGGAGUUUAGCACGGUACGUUUGGGAAUAUGA